Messenger RNA from Caenorhabditis elegans, 774 nucleotides. RefSeq names its product THAP4-like heme-binding beta-barrel domain-containing protein (gene C52G5.2). The record is from RefSeq and is marked reviewed. The coding region runs from base 71 to 649 and encodes 192 amino acids. The transcript is spliced from 6 exons. Lineage: Eukaryota; Metazoa; Nematoda; Chromadorea; Rhabditida; Rhabditidae.
UUUGACUGUCAUCAUUCCUCCUCGUCGUUGUUGGAAAGGGGCGAAGAGGACACGGCGCAGUUUUGUGGAUAUGUCGUCGUGCAAAAGCCACGUUUACGUUUCAGCUUUCUUAUUAUGUAUGCUUAUUCCUAUUUCUCAACAGGUUCUCAAUGAACACAAUCAGAAACUUGAAUGGAUUGUUGGAAAAUGGAGGUCAGAAUUUUCAGGAAAGAUUUUUUGGCCAACUGUGCCUACAAUGACAUUUGGAGAGGAAUUGGUCAUCAAUGAGGCACCGAUUGCCAAAUCAGCCAAUGUACAAUUCUUAAACUUCUCAGCACGUGCAUGGUCUCAUUCUACCAAGGACCACUUCCAUGACGAAUGGGGAUUCUUGACUGUUGAUCCAGUUGGAAACGCCACUUUGAUGACUACAGGAAACAAUGGAUUCACCACAUACGAAACUGGCACCGUGUCGCCAAACAAACUGGUUCUCACAUUGAAGGAUAUCGGACGCAUCUCGUUCUCUCGAGAUUUACCUGUUGAGGACUUGCGAAGAACGUUCAUUCGCCACGACGACCGGUAUAUGGAGCAAGUGAUUGAAAUGAGGACGGCUACACACCCAAAAGUCGGAUAUCUUGAGCAUACCAGAGUGGUCUACACCAAAUUGAAAUGAUUCCUCAGUUGUUGCCAUAAAAUAAUAUAUAUUUUGGAAAAUUGCCUUGAAUAAUUUGAAGUUUGCGUUUUUGUGCUUAGUGCCAUUGCGUGUACAUUUUUGAAUAAAUAUUUUAUGAUUUUGUA